GGUCCCCCUAGAAUUAGUAUCCAGAAAAAACUUAUGACCAAAACAUCCCAUAAAAGAUGAGUUAGUUGGUCAGCUGGAUAUAGCAUGGGUUAGUUGAAGGCAUUUAAGCAUCACGGGAUAUAGAAGAACGGAGCAAAGGGCUAAGACAUGUUCGUCAGAUUUACCUGUGUCCCUUACCUCAAACAACCAAAAAGCACAUGGCUGCUCAAGACAUGAAGGAGACCAUUGAGCUCUCUGUAGUUGCCGCCAGUGAAACUCCUCAACGGAAAAGCAUGGAAUCACCAGAACAAGGAAGGUUGCUCAGGCGGCCGGCAUCACCGGGUUGUAGCCUUUUCUACUUCGCAGACAGACUGGACUUUCUUUUGAUGUUCUUUGGAAGCAUUGGGUCCUGCAUUCAUGGCGCUGCACUUCCUGUGUUCUUCGUUCUCUUUGGGAAGCUUAUUGAUUCAUUGGGUUCGCUUUCAUCCAAUCCUCAGAGGCUUUCUGACAAAGUUUCAAAGCAUGCACUGGAGUUGGUCUAUUUAGGAGCUGUGGUCAUGAUAUCUGCAUGGAUAGGGGUAGCAUUCUGGAUGCAGACUGGAGAGAGGCAGACAGCACGUCUUAGGGUCAAAUAUAUCCAGUCCAUUCUACAACAAGACAUCAGCUUCUUUGAUACAGAUGCAAGAGAUGAAAACAUAAUUUCUCAUAUAACAAGUGAUGCUAUACAUGUGCAGGAUGCCAUUGGUGAUAAGACUGGUCACUGUGUGCGGUAUCUAUCUCAGUUUUUAGUCGGGUUUGUCGUAGGAUUUACCUCAGUAUGGCAGCUCACACUUCUCACCUUGGCUGUCGUUCCAUUGAUUGUCGUUGCUGGUGGCACAUAUGCUGUGGUGAUGGCUGGUUUGGCCAAGAAAGGUGAGGGUGCCUAUGCUGAAGCAGGCAAAAUUGCAGAAGAGGUAAUUUCACAAGUUCGUACUGUAUAUUCGUAUGUUGGAGAAGAAAAGGCCAUCGCAGCAUACUCAAGAUCACUCAAAAUUGCUCUGAAACUGGGUAGGAAAAGUGGACUUGCAAAAGGGGUUGGGGUUGGUUGCACAUAUGGUAUACUAUUCUGCGCCUGGGCUCUGCUUCUUUGGUAUGCUGGAGUUCUAGUUUUGCAUAAAAAAACAAAUGGUGGCAAAGCAUUCACAACAAUACUAAACGUCAUCUUUAGUGGCUUUGCUCUUGGACAAGCUGCUCCAAACAUCAGCUCUCUUUCUAAAGGCCAGGUGGCUGCCAGUACUAUAAUAAGGAUGAUAGAAAAAGUUUCUAACGUAUCAGAGCUAUCCAAUGGAGCAGUAUUACCCCAAAUCCAAGGCCAAAUUGAGUUCUGUGAGGUCUCUUUUUCAUACCCCUCACGCCAAAGCAUCAUCUUUGAAUGUCUGAGCUUUUCAAUCACAGCUGGAAAAACAACAGCAAUCGUGGGGCAGAGUGGAUCAGGAAAGAGCACUAUCAUAUCCAUGAUCGAAAGAUUUUACGAGCCAACAUCAGGCAAAAUUUGUCUGGAUGGUCAUGAUAUAAAGUCUCUUCAAUUGAAGUGGCUAAGAAACCAAAUGGGUUUAGUAAGUCAAGAACCGGCAUUGUUUUCAGCUUCUAUUGCCAAGAAUAUCCAAUAUGGAACAGAAGAAGUAGCCAUGGAGGACAUAAUUAACGCCUCAAAAAUAGCAAAUGCUCAUUGUUUUAUUCAAAGCCUACCCAACGGCUACUUAACUGAGGUAGGAGAGGGAGGUUUCCAGCUUUCCGGAGGCCAGAAACAGCGUAUUGCAAUAGUCAGAGCCAUUUUACGUAAUCCAAAGAUUUUACUACUAGAUGAAGCAACCAGUGCACUGGACUACGAAUCAGAGAGACUGGUACAAAAUGCAUUAGAGAAGGUGAAGUUGGACAGAACAACAGUUGUGGUAGCACAUAGAUUAUCCACCAUUAGCAAUGCCCACACAAUUGUAGUGUUAAACAAUGGAAAAGUUACUGAAAGUGGCACACACGAAGAGCUGAUGGAAAAAGAAGAACAAGGAGAGUAUGCCAAGCUGGUACAUGCUCAGCUAUUAGCCAAUGGCUGUAGCAAAAGCCCGAAUAAUCAAAAAGAGACAAUGAAUUCAACUGAAACAGCAGUUUGUACAAACGCAUGUGAAGUAGAAAGAAAUCAAGAGACAGCUGGUCAGAAGACAUUAAGAAAUCCGGAGAUUAGGCAAGAUUUUGGCUCCGCCGGUUCACCGCCGGUGCCAUCAAUCAGGAAGAUAAUUAGUUUAAACAAACCAGAGUGGCCAUUUGCAGUAACUGGAUCACUAGGUGCUAUAUUAGCUGGUGCAGAAGGCCCGCUGUUUGCUCUUGGGAUAACACAUGUUCUGACUGCUUUUUAUUCCCACGAGAGGUUUCAUGUCAGGAGUGAGAUCAAGAUGGUGUCUCUGAUAUUCAUUGGAGCAGCAAUCAUUACUGUGCCAAUAUAUAUUUUGCAGCACUACUUCUAUACACUGAUGGGAGAGAAGCUCACCGCACGUGUUCGACUGCGCAUGUUCUCAGCAAUCCUUAAAAAUGAAAUUGCAUGGUUUGAUCAAGAUGAGAAUAGUAGUGGUUCAUUGGCAUUGAGCUUAGCAGCAGAUGCUACUUUAGUCCGAAGUACAGUCGCAGACCGAAUGUCAACCAUCAUUCAGAAUAUCUCACUGACAAUGACAGCAUUUGCCAUAGCAUUUGCGCUAAGUUGGCGUAUGGCAGCAGUCGUCCUUGCAACUUUUCCUUUGCUCAUUUCAGCCUCAAUAGCUGAGCAACUAUUCCUUAAAGGAUUUGGUGGAAAUUAUGCCGUUGCUUAUGCCCGAGCGACGUCGGUGGCACGAGAAGCUAUCACAAACAUCAGAACAGUGGCAGCAUUUUGCGCUGAAGACCGGGUUUCAUCUCAGUUCACAUGUGAACUAGACCAGCCUAACAAGAAGGCUUUCACACGUGGUCAUAUAUCAGGAAUAGGUUAUGGCCUAUCACAGUCCUUUGCAUUUUGUUCUUAUGCGCUUGGUCUUUGGUACGCAUCACAGCUUAUCAAGAAUGGAGCUUCCAACUUUGGUAAUAUCAUGAAGUCAUUCAUGGUGCUGAUAAUUACAUCACUUGGAAUAGCAGAAACAUUAGCUCUUACACCUGACAUUGUGAAGGGAUCACAAGCUCUUGCUUCAGUUUUCUCUAUUCUGGAAAGGAAAACAAGCAUAGAUGCCAAUGACCCAAGUUCAGAAGUAGUGGAAGAUAUCAAGGGGUAUAUAGAAUUCAGGAAAGUAAGCUUCAGAUAUCCUACCAGACCUCAUAUAACUGUCUUGAAGGAACUAAGCUUACAUGUUGCAGCAGGUAGAAGCCUAGCAUUGGUGGGCCAAAGUGGAUCAGGAAAGAGCUCUGUAAUAUCACUGUUGAUGAGAUUCUAUGAUCCUACAUCAGGGGAAAUUCUAAUAGAUAACAAAGACAUUAGAACCAUAAACUUAAGAUCCUUGAGAAUGAGAAUAGGUUUAGUUCAGCAGGAGCCAGCACUGUUCUCCACCACCAUCUAUGAAAAUAUUGCUUAUGGAAAGUCAGGUGCAUCAGAAAUUGAAGUACUGAAAGCUGCAAAAGCUGCAAAUGUGGAUGCAUUUAUUAGUCGGAUGCCAGAAGGUUAUACCACCCAGGUUGGAGAAAGAGGCACCCAACUCUCUGGAGGGCAGAAACAAAGGGUCGCUAUUGCCCGAGCAAUUCUAAAAGACCCUACAAUUCUCCUUCUGGAUGAAGCCACCAGUGCAUUGGAUACAGCAUCAGAAAAGGUGGUACAAGAGGCUCUAGAUAGACUCAUGGAAGGUAGAACAACAAUUGUAGUCGCCCAUAGAUUAUCAACAAUUCGUGAUGCCAAUAUUAUUGCAGUGCUUCAGGAAGGUAUGGUUCAUGAAAUUGGCAGCCAUGAAGAACUUCUCAGACAGCCGGAUGGCAUUUACACUCAGUUAGUUCAACUACAAAAAACCAAUGUAAAUCAGUAAGUAUAUCAAUCUUUUCCGUUUAAUGGGGAUUCCGAAUGACUCUACAUAUUUAUAAAGUUAUUUGGUCAAAAAGAAAUCAUGUUCUUGAUUUAUGAAAAAACUUCUAUAUGAAUUGGCAAUUCCAGUUCGAAAGGAAGAAUGUGGGAUAUUCCAAAGGAUUCAACAACAUUAUAGGUUGUAUUAAACAGAGUUUAAGAGGUUUGAAUUCAACCGUUGUACUUAGACAAUGAUAUUUCUUAUGGAAAUAAUAUCCAUAAUAGAAAUAAAAUAGAGAGCUAGCUCAUUUAGCAUUUCUCAUCAUAGUAAGCGCAC
Messenger RNA from Phalaenopsis equestris, 4298 nucleotides. RefSeq names its product ABC transporter B family member 13-like. Bases 198 to 3986 code for a protein of 1262 amino acids. The record is from RefSeq and is a predicted model, not a curated record. The transcript is spliced from 12 exons. Gene Ontology annotation, molecular function: ATP binding; ATP hydrolysis activity; ABC-type transporter activity. Gene Ontology annotation, cellular component: membrane. NCBI's taxonomy places the organism in Eukaryota, Viridiplantae, Streptophyta, Magnoliopsida, Asparagales, Orchidaceae. Gene Ontology annotation, biological process: transmembrane transport.